Exaiptasia diaphana is the source of this 1796-nucleotide messenger RNA. Its product is annotated as octopamine receptor-like. Lineage: Eukaryota; Metazoa; Cnidaria; Anthozoa; Actiniaria; Aiptasiidae. Gene Ontology annotation, cellular component: membrane. The coding region runs from base 313 to 1488 and encodes 391 amino acids. Gene Ontology annotation, molecular function: G protein-coupled receptor activity. Gene Ontology annotation, biological process: adenylate cyclase-activating adrenergic receptor signaling pathway. The transcript is spliced from 3 exons. The record is from RefSeq and is a predicted model, not a curated record.
AGGUUUUUUGCUGAUCGCACUGAUGAAACUGUUGUAGGCAUUGUGCUAAGAUAAUCUCCGAAGGAACUUGUAAAUGGCUAAACAGUUUUGAUAUUUUGUUCCCCGAAAUCGAAAACACAUAUUCUUUGAAGCACAUAACAAGGYGAGAUUACGGGAUUAUAGCAAGUCUCACAACACAGCAGAUCUAAUUUUUAAUCUAGCAAGAACCACUAGAAAGAUGCCACCAUAGAGGAACCACAAUGCACGACUUCUUAUUCCUUUAGUUUAGUACAGGACAUACAAGAUAGGCCUCAUUGUAUCAUCGACGCAAAUAUGGAUUGUAAGAACUUGACAGGCAACAUCUCACAGCCAACAAGUCCAACAAACAGUUACAGCAUAGCUAGCUGUACCACAUUAUGUGCAUCAAGUUUUGUGUUCUACGUUAUCAUCAUAGCAAUUGCUGUAAUUGGAAAUGUAUUAGUGGUGUAUGCUUUUAGUACAAACAACAAGAUCAGACAAUCACUAGCGACAUAUUUCAUAGUGAGUCUUGCUGUAUCCGAUAUGUUUACUGCAUCGGUUGUUAUGCCGUUUGAYUUAGAGAUGGUACUAGUCGGAUAUACAUGGCGUCAUGGACCACUCAUGUGUAGUAUCUGGACGACUAUGUACCUUUUGAUGGUACCUACAUCUAUACUCAACUUACUGGCUCUCACAGUAGACCGUUAUAAGACACUAAGCGACCCACUAAACAAGUUUAAAGAGUCUCCAUUCAUGACCAGAAAAAAGGCKUUGGCUAUAAUUGCAGGAAUUUGGGUCUAUUCUUUGUUAUUUGCYCUGAUCCCCGAGUUGGGUUGGAGUAUAUAUCCUAGUGUUAUCGUUAAUGGUGCAUGUGUUUUCAAUAUUUCACCAGUGUACAGCAUGCUCAGCUCAGURGUGAACUUCUUUGUUCCUCUCGUGUCAAUGUGUUUCUUAUAUUUUCAUAUUUAUCGCAUUGCAAUGAGAAAGAACCAAAUGACAGUCAAYCUUCUACAAAUUGCCAAUUCUCCUCGAAUGAACCUUAACCAUGCCAMGAAAAAUUACAACAUUUCGUCGAUUAACACCAAAAAACAGAAGAUGCUUUUGAGAAACACUCGUGCAUCCAAGACUGUCUUGGUGAUAGUGUGUACAUUUGUACUAUGCUGGAUGCCUUACACAAUCUUCAGUUUUAUCUACGCUGCAUGCUUUACAUGUUUUUAUGUUAAAGGAAUCGAAGUAUUAAACACAGUUUUCCUWAUCAUGGGAUAUUCCAACAGCGCUUUGAAUCCUUUUUUGUUUGGUCUAACACAUCCUUUAUUUARGAAGACUUUUAAAAUGCUGUUUAAAAAGUUACUUUCCAAGAUUCAUCAGCCACGUCAGGGUGCGACGCUAAGGCCGAGUAACCCACCACAUCGAAUCACACACAGUGGAUCUGUAUACAUGUUAAACGAAACAUUGUACAACAACAGUGAAACUGAGUCGAUUGACUUUCAAUAACAGGGGAUGCUGUCAUAUCAAAUGUCCCUUUGCAGAAAAGUCCACCAUUAUCAUUUUUGAGGACUUGACUGACUAAACAAGAUUGUGAUAGUGAAUUGUGUCAAUAACGCGCCCUUAUUUCACUAUCCAUGAAAUUUAUUUAUAUGAAAGAAUUAGCCYAAACAACACAAAUCGGUUAGUUUAUUUUUGUCUGCAAACAAUGAUGGACAAGCUGUAAGAGUCUGGGCAGAUCUUCUGCUCCAUUGAACGAGUACAUUAGUAGUGACAGAGUGAAGUUUAUAUCGAUAGAAGUAUAAAAACUAACAAAA